AUGAGUCUUCAAUUUAUGUCUUCUAACAAUUUAACAAAGGAUUUUUAUAUUGAUAAUGAUGAAGAAUGUCCAAUAUGUAGGAAUAAUCGAUAUCUUACACCAAACAUGAAGUUACUUGUCAGUGAAUGUUAUCAUAAAAUGUGUGAAUCAUGCAUUGACAGAUUAUUUGCCAAUGGUGCAGGACCUUGCCCAAUUUGCAAACAAACUUUAAGAAAAAUUAAUUUUGUUGUUCCAACCUUUGAAGAUUUAAGAGUCGAAAAAGAAAUUAAAAUUAGAAAAAAACUUGCACAUCAAUUUAAUAAGAGACAAGAAGAUUUUGAUAGUUUAAAAGGAUACAAUGAUUAUUUGGAAAUGGUUGAAGAUAUAGAUUAUAAAAAAGAAUUAGAUGAAGAGCGAAGGGCAAAAGAGGCUCAUGAGGCAGAAAUAAUAAGAGAAUUGGCAAAUUCUACAGCCCCAGCAUCUGAAACAAUAAAAACAUUGGCAUACAAAAAAUCUAUUGCUGUUUCUUCUUCAACAAGUAGUACUGGCAAAGAUUUCAUAUCAGGGUUGUCGCAAACUUCUUUAGAAGAGUAUGAUAGUGGAAUUGCUAUUAAUGAGUUGAUUGGAUUUAAAAAUAGAAAAAUGCCAAAAGAAGACACUUUACAAUUUGUUCCUCUUAUUGAUGAAUAUAUGGAUGUUGAUCAUUAUACAUUAAAAGAUCGUUAUUAUGAUCCUUAUAUUGAAACAACAACACGUUUACGUAGUGGUGGAUUUUCACAAAAAUACAUAUAUAAACGAUCUUUAGAAGCUGCUUUCUCUGGAUUAUUUUCAUCAAUAAAAUCUGAUGAUGAUUAUAAUAUGAUAAUUGAUCAAUAA
Entrophospora sp. SA101 is the source of this 855-nucleotide messenger RNA. Lineage: Eukaryota; Fungi; Glomeromycota; Glomeromycetes; Entrophosporales; Entrophosporaceae. The record is from the annotation of a GenBank genome assembly.